ACUCAAAGUAAGAUGGGUUCUAAUAAACCUCAUGCUGUUUGUGUGCCUGUUCCACUUCAGGGUCACUUAAAGGCAAUGCUCAAAUUGGCAAAGCUCCUCCACCAUAAAGGCUUUCACAUAACCAUUAUCAACACAGAGUUCAACCACAGGCGCUUACUUAAAUCUCUUGGACCCAACUCCCUAGAUGGCUUGUCGGAUUUUCGGUUUGAAACGAUUCCCGAUAGCCUUCCAGAUUCGAAUGAAGAGGCCACCCAAGACCUCAAUUUGCUCGCUGAUUCCAUCAGGAAUAAGUUCUUGGCACCUUUUCUAGACCUCGUCACAAAACUGAACAAUGAAAAUCCAGUGACCUGCAUUGUUUCGGAUGGUUUCAUGCCUUUCACAACUCCUGCUGCCAAACAACUUGGCAUCCCCAUCACACUUUUCUUUACUUUUGCAGCAAGCAGCUUCAUGGGGUUUAAGCAAUAUCCUGCUUUGGUGGAAAAAGGACUUGCACCACUCAAAGAUGAGAGUUGUUUCGUAAAUGGAUUUUUAGACCAGGUUAUAGAUUGGAUUCCAGGAAUGAAAAAUAUCCGUUUAAGGGAUCUCCCAAAUAACUUUUUAACAACAGAUCCCAAUGAUGAAAUUUUCACUGGCGUCCUUGAAGUAAUUGGUCAAGUUCAUGAAGACUCAGCAGUCAUUGUACAUACUUUUGAUGCAUUGGAGCUAGAUGUUUUGGAUGCUCUCUUGUCUAUGUCUCCACCUGUAUACGCCAUUGGCCCUCUUCAAUUACUUCUCAAUCAGAUACCACAACACCCUUUGAAGUCCUUGGGAUACAGUCUAUGGAGAGAAGAAACUGAGUGCCUCAAAUGGCUUGAUGAUAAGGAGCCAAACUCAGUUGUUUAUGUGAAUUUCGGCAGCAUAACGGUAAUGACAUCGGAACAACUUGUGGAGUUCGGUUGGGGUCUUGCAAAUAGCAAGCUUACUUUCUUUUGGGUAAUUAGGCCUGAUUUGAUCAUCGGUGAAUCCGCAAUUUUACCACCUAAGUUUGUGGAUGAAACUAAGGGAAGAAGUCUAAUAGCAGGUUGGUGCCCACAAGAGCAAGUGCUUAACCAUCCAUCAGUUGGAGGAUUUUUAACACAUAGCGGUUGGAAUUCGACAAUAGAGAGUGUGUCUGCAGGCGUGCCUAUGUUAUGUUGGCCAUUCUUUGCUGAUCAGCAAACAAACUGCCACUAUAGUUGCAAAGAAUGGGGCAUUGGUAUGGAGAUUGAUAAUAAAGUGAAGAGAGAUGAACUGGAGAAGCUUGUCAGAGAAUUAAUGGAGGGAGAGAAGGGGAAGAAAAUGAAGAAUAAGGCCAUCGAGUGGAAGACAUUGGCAGAAGAAGCCACUGGUCCACAUGGUUCUUCAUCCACGAACUUAGAGAAAUUAGUGAAUCAAAUGCAAUUAAGAAAACGCUAG
Messenger RNA from Pyrus x bretschneideri (Chinese white pear), 1434 nucleotides. RefSeq names its product 7-deoxyloganetin glucosyltransferase-like. Bases 13 to 1434 code for a protein of 473 amino acids. Lineage: Eukaryota; Viridiplantae; Streptophyta; Magnoliopsida; Rosales; Rosaceae. The transcript is spliced from 2 exons. Gene Ontology annotation, molecular function: UDP-glycosyltransferase activity. The record is from RefSeq and is a predicted model, not a curated record.